UCGUUUCCUAUUGCUCUAUCCAGCCUACAUUGAAUAAACACAUGUGCAGAAGAAGUACUUGGCGGUCAGUGGUCUCACCGUUGAAAUGGUGCUCAUCGAUGCUAAUGUAAGUAACCGUAAUGUCUUACUUAUCUCACUGUAAUGCCUAUAUAUAUGGAAUGCAAUGAUUGAUAACAUGGUCUAACGUGAAUUUAUUUCUAACUUCAGUACUAUAUGCUAUGUGACCUAACAUGAAUGUGUUGACAUAAUUCUUAAAUAAGGUUAAAAAAUUCAUACACGUGUGAAAAAGGAUUUAGUGAACCAAUUUGAUUCUUUCAUGGCUUAAGGCAAGUCAAUUUUUUCAUAAAAUUCUAUAUGAACCAUUCAAGUGGAUCAUAUCGUACUACGAAUCACAUUUACAAGAUAAGCGUCAUGUCAACAACAUGUGUGAGAAUCUGUGCAGAUUUACCAAGAGCAGUGACUGGCCAAUUGCAAAACCAUACUAGAUGGAACUUUCAACCGGGAUUACUUGGUUGGGACGAAGGUCUCCCACCUGUAUUAUGGAGUCAAUUUGCAAGAGAUGUUGCUGAUGAUAUUCAGGUGGAGAAGUGUAUAGUGAUGUGCACAAUUGCUGACAUUGAUUCAGACAUGGGAGAAGUGUUUAGUGAUGUGCUUAUGAAUUCAAAAGAUGACUUCGUUUUUUCACCAGAGUUUUUUUAAUAGUAUAAAGACAUUGGGGCUACCUAAUCAUGAGCUACAGCUGAGGAUUAGUAUACUAGUUAUGCUAUCAAGAAAUCUUGAUCCUACAGAAGAAUUGUGCAGCGGGACUUAGGUUACAGAUAACACAAUUGGCAAAUCAUAUCGUUGGGGAAAAAGUUAUUUAAGGGAACUAAAUCUGGAGAAAAAGACUGUCAAAUCAUAUCGUUACACAUUUAUCCGAAACUGUUGGAUGCUUAACUGGUCCGAAAACCCAGAAUCCCAGAUGCUAAUGUUGAAAUU
Molecule: messenger RNA, 978 nt
Organism: Brassica rapa (field mustard)
Lineage: Eukaryota; Viridiplantae; Streptophyta; Magnoliopsida; Brassicales; Brassicaceae
Source: RefSeq, a predicted model, not a curated record